Molecule: messenger RNA, 2057 nt
Organism: Ctenopharyngodon idella (grass carp)
Lineage: Eukaryota; Metazoa; Chordata; Actinopteri; Cypriniformes; Xenocyprididae
Product: bifunctional polynucleotide phosphatase/kinase-like
Exons: 17
Coding region: 28-1791 (587 amino acids)
Biological process (GO): DNA repair
Cellular component (GO): nucleus
Molecular function (GO): polynucleotide 3'-phosphatase activity; ATP-dependent polydeoxyribonucleotide 5'-hydroxyl-kinase activity; protein binding
Source: RefSeq, a predicted model, not a curated record
UCCAGCUGUUGUCGUCCGUGAAUAGAGAUGCAGUGCGCACUAGUUAGUGUGAAUGGAGCUCGGGUGGAGCUGGCUGAUGGUCGAGCUCUUAUAUUAGGUCGAGGCCCUGAAUCCAGAAUUACAGACAAGAAGUGCUCGAGGCAUCAGGUCAAACUUGUGGCCAACUAUGCCAAACAGGAAGUUCUGGUUACACAGCUUGGGCCCAACCCAUCUUCCCUGGACGGUCAGUCUUUGGGUCGUGGCGAGUCUGGAUGUCUGACGUCUGGCUGCACACUGUACUUGGUUAAUCAGUCCCACCCGUUCACUGUGGAAUUUGUUGGAAAUUCAAAUGGAAAGUCUUCCUCUCCUCAGAAGAAUAGAAAUGCAGCAGAUGAAAGCAGAGACAGACAGAAAAUCUCAAAUGAUCCCAAAAGGAGCAUCCAGGAUUACUUUUCUAAAUCUUCAAAAAAGGCAACAAAACGACCUCACAGCCCAAAACAGGACGUUCCUCGCACGAAACGAGGGCGUGACGAUGAGGAGGAUGAAGAUGAACAGGCCUCAGCUGAGAAAAAGCUUAAGCAGUUACAAGCAUUUGCUCAGAGAGAGAGUGAUGACAACCUGAAAUCACCAACAGUCAAACCCAGUGCUCCAUCUUCCACUUGCUCUCAGAGUCACUGGCAACAAAUCGGCAGCCUUAUGCUGUUCACCGCGGCAGGGGUUCCAGAAAGCUCCAAAGUUGCAGGUUUUGACAUUGAUGGCUGCAUUAUCACUACAAAGUCUGGGAAAGUGUUUCCCACAAGUCCGGAUGACUGGAGGAUUCUCUUCCCAGAGAUUCAGCCCAGACUGGCCAGUCUGUUGAAGAAAGGAUACAAGGUGGUAUUUUUCACCAAUCAGAUGGGUAUAUCUCGAGGAAAACUUAGACCGGAGGUGUUCAAGUCAAAAGCAGAGGAUGUUCUACAGACACUUCAGUUGCCCAUCCAGGUGUUUGUUUCCACAGCCCCUGGUAUUUACAGAAAGCCUGUUAUUGGAAUGUGGGAACAUCUGUGUGAGAAGGCAAAUGGUGGAGUGGCUAUAGACGUGUCACAGAGCUUCUAUGUAGGAGAUGCUGCAGGACGUCCUGCUAACUGGGCCCCGGGGAAAAAGAAGAAAGACUUCUCCUGCAGUGACAGACUGUUUGCCCUCAACAUUGGUCUUCAGUUUUACACCCCAGAGGAAUACUUCUUGGGCUGGAAACCUGCUCAGUUCAGCUUGCCAGAGUUUGACCCUAGGAAAUUAGACUCUAAAAUGCGUCUUUAUGAUCCUCCUGACACCUCCCUCACAUCCACCAAACAGGAAGUCAUUGUAGCAGUGGGAUUCCCUGGAUCGGGCAAAUCCACGUUUUUCCAGACACACAUUAUUCCAAAGGGCUAUGCAUAUGUGAACAGGGACAUGCUUGGCUCCUGGCAGCAUUGUGUGUCAGCCUGUGAACGCGCUCUGAAGGAAGGCAAGAGCGUAGCGGUGGACAACACUAACCCUGACCCCGAGUCUAGAAAAAGAUAUGUAGAUGUUAGUCAAAACGCUGGAGUCCCCUGCAGGUGUUUCAACUUUACUGCGAGUCUGGAACAAGCAAAGCAUAACAACAGGUUUCGUGAGAUGGUUCCUUCUGCCACCAAGCAUGCUCCUGUCAAUGACAUGGUGUUUCACAGCUACAAGAAAAAAUUUGUGGCACCCAGUUUGUCUGAGGGCUUCUCUGAAAUCCUGCAGAUUCAUUUUGUGCCUAGUUUCAGUGACAAAAGAUCAGAGUUCCUCUUCAGGCAGUUCUCUGAGGGCUGAGUCUGAGGGAAAAAAAAGAAAGAGAAAAAAAAAGGCUGAACGACUCAACUCGGCAGAAGAAUUCUGGAACCUCAUAGAAAAACAAGAAAAUGAUUGACAAUGCAACACUAAAUGUCUUCUCCAUUUAAUUUUACACUUGUCUUUCACUGUCUUUAAUUUGUUACUUUAUAAACAUGUUGUUUGGUAAAUUGAUUCAUAGCUGUUAAAAUAAACCUGCUGUUAUAAAGACAAUACAAAUAAAAAAGUUUUAGAAAUUGAGAAAACAA